CAACCUAGCAACCAAGUCACCUGGCAACCAUGUGGUGCUGCUCGGCUGUGGACGUAUACGUCAGCAACCCGCACGGGGAGGACACGGAGAACGUCAAGGGCUGCUUCAUUUCCGGUUGUACCGGCGGGACGCUCUCCCGGAAAAUUACGCCGAAAACAGCGCCACCUAAGGAGAAGAAGAAGAUCGUGGUGCCGUCCCCGUACAUGUUCAUGCACAUCGACGAUCACGUGCGGAAGAAAACUGUGCGCACCGGGGCUCCAGUCACAUCAAGCCCAAAGUCUCAAGACAUUAUACUCGAAGAGGUUGAAGAAAAUGAUUACCCUAAGGCGACGCCAGUGGACGUCGCUAAGAACGUGAAGAGUCUGGUCACCUACUUGGUUGGUCCCUGUAAGUCCGACAUCGAGAAGGUUCGAGCAUUCUACUACUGGAUAUGCAACAACAUCGGAUUUGACCGGAAAUACGUCUAUCCGAAACGCGAAAGUCCGAAUGAUCCAAACGUUAUUCUACGUCACGGCACAGCAGCGUCAUCGGAGGGCUACACCAACCUGUUCUCAGCGCUAUGCAGGUCAGUGUCGAUCCCGGUGAAAAAGCUCAAGGGUUAUGUGAAGGACACCAAGUUUGACCCGGAAGAGCCGUUCACGCAGCUGGAUGAGCCGGAGCACGCCUGGAACGCCGUGUAUGUGGGUCACGACUGGAGGUUCGUAGACUGCGCCUGGGGAGCGGGCUUCGAGGACGAGGAGGGUAUCUACCAUCGGCGAUACGAGGAGUUCUGGUUUAUGACGGACCCGGAGAAUUUCAUCAACGACCACUUCCCGUACCUGCGCAACGACCCGAUGUCGUCCGAGAUGUGGCAGUUGCUGAAGCGACCGGUGUCUCUCGAGGAGUACAACAAGACGGUUCGUGUCGAGGCCGUAACCAAGGACUGGGGCGUCGAGUUCUCACACCGGGAACCGAUCAUCGUAUUCCGGAAGGAAUUGCAUAUCAUCGUCAAGACGACCAUCGUGCCGAUCAUGCAAAUCACCGCGACGCUUGACACGUCGGACAAGGUGAACAUGGACGCCUACGUGGCGACCUUCCGGGACUCCGAGGACCACUACAAGAUCCUCGUGCGCCCGCCGUCGCCAGGGGUGUACAUCCUGAAACUUGCCGGAAAGCGCGAGGGGGACACGGCGCCGCGAACGCCGGGGCUCGUGAAGUAUAUUCUUAAGUGUACGGACAUAAACAAUCUCGUUAAAACGUUUCCGUUUUCGUACACCGCCGCUCAGACAUUUCAAGUGUGUAUUCUGGAGCCCACAUAUCGAGACCUCGAGCCGAACGCGCCCAUUAAGUUCCGCAUCGCGUCCCCAUUUCUCGGCGAUGUGUUCAUCGAGGACAUUGUACUCGAGAAAAUCGACGAUUAUACAUGGGAGGGUGAAAUACUCACUCCGAAAAAGAGCGGACAGUACUUGGUCGUAUACGGAACCACGUCGGAAACUGCCGAUCAUCGACGAAAACAGCCUCUGUACAAAUUCAAUAUCUUGUAGUUAAAAUAUCGUUACUUUUAAACUAUUCUUGUACACACAGGUCACGUUGUCGGAACGAAUGGCAUGUGUAUAUGUGUGUGCUUUCGCUGAUAAUUGACUGGAUUAAGAAAUUUUUUUCAAUGUUCCUGACGAGUUUAAAGAUUAACACAUUUUUUCGUAGUUUUAAUACACAAAUAGUUUCUUUAAAAUGGAACGGUAUUUGGAAUGCAUAAAAUAAUAAUAAAAAAUACUUAUAUAGAAAAUAUAGUAACGGUUAUUAAAAAAAAUCCUUUGUCAAGAGUUGACCUACGGA
Dreissena polymorpha is the source of this 1815-nucleotide messenger RNA. Its product is annotated as kyphoscoliosis peptidase-like. The transcript is spliced from 6 exons. Lineage: Eukaryota; Metazoa; Mollusca; Bivalvia; Myida; Dreissenidae. Bases 30 to 1523 code for a protein of 497 amino acids. The record is from RefSeq and is a predicted model, not a curated record.